AGAUCAUCCAGUCCAACCCCUCUGCCAGCGCCAGGACCUCAGCUGAGAGUGAAACCAUUCCUUUUGGUGUGGCAGCAGGAAUGUUGCAAGUACCCUGUUCUGGAAAAUACUGUCCCUGUUUUGCAGUAUUGAUGCUGUGCCUUGGAUUUAUCAACUGGCUGAUGAUAUUCCUGUGGUGUGCCUGGAGCUGCUCAGAAGGAACCAUCCUCCCUGCAGCUGGGAGGGUUGUGUCUGGGGAGAGUGAAUGUGGAUGUUCUCCCAGCAGCUUCAGCUGAGGAAGAUGAGGUCUACUGCAAAUGUGUGAAAGGCCACUGCAGACCAAAGUCCACCUGAGUGACUCUCUGUCUCUGGAGCUGCCAAUAGCAAGUGUUUCAAGUGUGGCAAACAGGGUCUGAGCUUCUCCUCAGCAACAAGCUUGGGUGCAGGCUGGAUCUGCUCCAGGGCCAGCACAGGAACAAAGGAGCAAACCUGGUCUUUAGACCAGUGUGAAAAAGGACAAUGGGGUUUGAGAGGAAGGAGACUUCUUGUUUCUUGCACUGCUCAGUCCAUCCUAGCAAACACCAGGGUGUUUGAGAGGCUGACGAGAACCCUGAAUCAUUGCAACACCAUCCAGAGUAGUCAGGGGUUGGAAGCACUUGGUGGACCCGGGGAGAGAUGGUGCAAUGCAGGUUGGUGGCAGCAGAGUCCAGAGUAUGCAAAAUCAAGGGCCAAACUGGCUGAGCAAACAGCCCUGGGGCAGUACUUGCUCCCUGCUGCUGUCAGCCCCUUCUCCAGUGCUGCUGCUGGGGUCCCUCCCUGCCUGUCCCUAUGGCUGUGCUCACCCUUCACCUUCUCUGUGCCUUCCUGCACCAUUUUCAUGUUAUUCCCUACCCUGCAGGUGAGGAGGAUUGUAUGUGCCCAGCUGGAAGUUGGCACUGACUCACAUCAGGGGCCAGGAUUACUCCUGGGGUGCUGGUGCUCCCCACAUGUGCUGCUCUGGCUAUCCUCAAAGUCAGCUCCAGAAGAAAGAGCCUCUGUUACACAUCUGUGACUGCAGCCUCCUCCAUCCAGCUGAGAGGGAAAUUAUGUGUGCAAGAGGAGUCAGGGCUCCGUUCCCAACGCACUGCGCACAUCGCCAGGGCUCCAGCGCCUGCCACACGCUCAGCCACAGCCUGGAGGAUGCUGCACCUCAAGGUCCAGUUUCUGGAUGACUCUCAGAAGAUCUUUGUAGUUGAUCAAAAAUCCUGUGGAAAAGCGCUGUUCAACCUCACCUGCAGCCACCUCAACCUUGCAGAGAAGGAAUACUUCGGGCUGGAGUUUCAGAGCCAGGCUGGGAACCAAGUCUGGUUGGAAGCACUAAAACCCAUAACAAAGCAAGUCAAAAAUCCUAAGGAGGUUCUUUUCAAAUUUAUGGUGAAAUUUUUCCCAGUGGACCCCGGCCACCUGAGAGAAGAGCUGACCAGGGCACACUCCUGUCCCUCUCCACAGGUACCUCUUCACCCUCCAGAUCAAGAAGGACCUGGCGCUGGGGCGGCUGCCCUGCAGCGACAAGAGCGCGGCGCUGCUCGUCUCCCACCUGCUGCAGUCCGAGCUGGGCGACUUCCACGAGGACACGGACCAGCAGCACCUGGCGAGCCACAGGUACCUGCCCAACCAGGAGUACCUGGACAACAAGAUCAUGCACUACCACCGGCGGCACGGCCGCCCUCUCCCUUUGUCACCUCCUGUGUGCGCAGUGGGAAGACGCCGGCCGAGUCGGACGCUCAGCUGCUGGACGUGGCCAGGAAGCUGGAGAUGUACGGGAUCCGCCCGCACCCAGCCAGCGACGGCGAGGGCACGCACAUCAACCUGGCCGUGACACACAUGGGCGUGCUGGUCCUGCGGGGCAACACAAAGAUCAACACUUUCAACUGGUCCAAAAUUCGCAAACUGAGUUUCAAGAGGAAGCAUUUUCUCAUCAAGCUCCACGCAAACAUCUCAGCGCUGUGCAAGGACACGCUGGAGUUCACCAUGGCAAGCCGGGACGCCUGCAAGGCUUUCUGGAAGACGUGUGUGGAGUACCAUGCCUUCUUCAGGCUGUCUGAAGAGCCCAAGUCAAAACCCAAAGCCCUUCUGUGCAGCAAGGGCUCCAGUUUCCGCUACAGCGGGAGGACACAGAGGCAGCUGCUGGAGCACGGGAGAAAGGCAAAGAUGAAGAGCCUGCCCUUCGAGAGGAAGCACUACAGGUCCCGCUAUGAUGAGAGGCAGUGCCGCUCCUCUCCAGACCUCCUGACAGACGUCUCCAAGCAGGUGGAGGAGCUGCGCCUGGCCUAUGGCUCUUUCCAUGCCAAUGGGGUGCACGGCUCCGAGCCCACACUGGACAGCCGGCGCCGCAGCUCCGCCGUGGAGGUGACAUUUGUCGCAGAGCUGGAGCCCUCCAGGCCCGAGGCAGCCCCUGCCUUCCUGCCCCACUCCAGGAGCUCAUCCGCCUUCCCCCUGCUCUAUGCCGAGCUGCAGCUGGAGCGAGCGUGGGAGCCCGCAGACCUCUUCAGUGCCAGGAACCCCCUGACCUCCUUUCGGCCCCACCACCAGUUCGCCGGCAACAACAAAAGCACCUCGGUGGGCAACAUACGGGAGGUGAGCGGCCGGACGCUGGUGUACACGGACGUGCCGUGCCCCCUGCCCAUGGCCAGCCCGGCCCCGCAGCACUUCUUCUGCCUGGACAGGCCCCCGCAGCCCCCGUGCCACACGCUGGCACCUGGCAAGGACGUGGCCAGCCAAUGCAGCCCCGCGGCUGCACAACCCCUCAGGCGGAGCCCGAGCGGGACGCGGGCCAGGGACUUCCAUCACGAGGCUGCGAGCACAAGUGUGGUCACAGCAGGGGACAAGAGGUUCCUGACUCGCUCCUUCGACUACGGCCUUCAGGAGCAGCCCCCCAAGCGGUCCUGGAGCCAGUCGGACAUGAAAACCAUCCGCUUCCCCUACAGCUCGGAGUUCCGGCCGCUGGGCCCGUGCCCCACGCUGAGCAGCCGCAGAGCGGGCGCCCUCUGGCACGGGCCGGGGCUGCGGCGCGGGGCCGAGCGCUACGUGGGCAGCAGCACCGAGUCCAGCGACUCCGACUCCGAGCUGCUGACGGCCGAGCACUGCUCGCUGUACGGCCGCGUGCUGCGGGCGCCCAUGGCACGCCUGCGCCUGUCCUCCGGCAGCCUCCAGCUCGAGGAGGAGGAGGAGGAGGAGGUGUCCUUGGCUGCUGAAGGGAGGACGUGCAGGGGGGCCUCCAGGUACUUCACCUAGUCAGGUGCCUGGCGCCAGCUGGAGGGAGCUGCACGGGCCUGAGGGCCACAGGAGCUCCUGCUCCCAGGGCUGCUUGCAAAAUGUUGAUGGGCUUGUGUUUUGUGAGUGCUCUUAGCUAUAGAGGAUGUGUUCAUGGACAACAGGGGAGAGAGUGCAGAAGUACUCAACGUUGGCCUCACACCACCACCAUGCUCCUGCUCCAGUCAGAGGGGCCAGGGCUCUCCUAAAGCCCCGCAAAUGCUUUACAUCCUACUGAAGCUGCUGGCCACACUUGGGGCUCAGCCACUGGAGUCUUCAGGGAGCGAGAAAAAGAAAAGAGAUCUCCUGGAAGAGUUUAAAUGUCUAUUUUCCACAGCUGCAGGGAAGCACACUGGGUGAAAGGGUAUUUGAGGCCCAUUUGGAGAGGAGCAGGACCUUCAGGGGAGGCUGCUUCAGGACAAGGCUGCUGGUAUCAGGUGCUCCUCAUGAUGCUUGGAGCCACAGAGGGAGCAAAUAGCUCUUCUCCAGCCACUUUAUAGCCUGUCCUUCCCCAAGAGACAUCCCAGUGGGGCUUGUAAAUCCCUUAGCAACAUCCACCUGUGAGCUCGGGGAAGUAGGUUAAUGAAUGACAUUGUAUGGCUGUUUUUCUUAGGUCCAUUUGCUGUCAUUUCCUGGCAGCAGGUCUGUAGCCCCAGCACUUCAGGGCCCUGCUUGAACCUGGGGGAGCAAGGUGUGUAGGAGGCAGUUAAGCAGCAUGGGGAGAGACCUCAGCAGGAAAGAAUCAGGCAGCUGAAGCCCACCCUGGCAUUCAGAAGUCUGCUGUAAUCAUGGUGCUUCAAAACUUUCCUGUUUGCUACAUGAGUGCAAUGUUAUUUUUACCAGGCUCUUUCUAACUAGAAAGAAGGAGCAGGAGAUGGGACUGCUGGCUAUCCAUGGGGUGAUAGGAGGGAUCCCCUGUUUAUCCAUUGCUCCCCUGAAGGAAAAAGGUAUAAAGACAGCUCUUGGAACUAAUUCUAUUACAAAAACUUACAAUUACCCUAAACCUACAUGGAAUCUACUCAGAAAAAUGCAGAAUGACGAUGCAGCUGUAGGGAAGGAUCUUGUUGCUUGUCUGUAAGAACCCUGUAAGACUCUGUAGGACAUGACUCUAAGGAGAGGGAGAGCCAGGUAAAUCCAUGGCUGUGAAACUACUGCAACCUGCUAGAACAGACUUCAGAAAGAAGGAAGCUGGGGCAAAGACAGAAAAUAGGUUAAAACGUAAAAAGAACAGGGCUUAUGGGUACUGUGCAGCCUGUGCGUGGCCAUCUCUUGUUUUAGAAGCUGGACAAUAAAAAUCAGUUGUUUGCAUCCAA
Molecule: messenger RNA, 4583 nt
Organism: Colius striatus (speckled mousebird)
Lineage: Eukaryota; Metazoa; Chordata; Aves; Coliiformes; Coliidae
Gene: FRMD7
Product: FERM domain containing 7
Exons: 14
Coding region: 1159-3252 (697 amino acids)
Cellular component (GO): cytoskeleton
Molecular function (GO): cytoskeletal protein binding; guanyl-nucleotide exchange factor activity
Source: RefSeq, a predicted model, not a curated record